Molecule: messenger RNA, 2550 nt
Organism: Rotaria sp. Silwood1
Lineage: Eukaryota; Metazoa; Rotifera; Eurotatoria; Philodinida; Philodinidae
Source: the annotation of a GenBank genome assembly
AUGAUUAAUUCACCUCCAGGCUCAUAUAGUGGUGGUGGUGGUUCUCGUCGAAUACGUUAUUCACGUUCACCAUCUGAUAAUGCACCACCAUUAAAACGUUCUAAACCGUCAAGUUCAAAUGAUCCUUAUGAUCGUAAUUAUGGUAGUGGUUCUGAACAAUCUCGUCUUUAUACAUCCAUAUGUGUAAAAAAUAUUAAUCCAAAAAUAUCAGAUUCAGAAAUUCGAGAUUUGUGUAAUAAAAAAUUUUCUAAAUAUGGUUCAAAUUCAAUUAAAAUUUAUCAUAAACAUCAAGAACGUGUAGCAUUUGUUAAUUUUAUAAAUUGUGAAGAUGCACGAAAAGCUCGACAUGCUAAAACAGGUCUUGUUUGGGAAAAUAUGCAAGUUCUUUUAGAACCAGUUUAUUAUCGUAAAACUGUUCCAGCUGAACAACCUAUUAAACCUGAAAGUUCUCGAGAACGUUCUCCAAAAACUCGACGACAUCGUCGUCCAACUCCACCAAGUCCCUUACCAUCACCACCACCAGCUAGUUCCCAUCAUCGUUCAUUAUCACGACGUCAACAUACAAAGUCUCCUUCACGCUCAUCACGUCCAGCACGUCGACAAUAUUCACCAUUCAUACCGUUACCACCUGAUUUAGCUAAUUAUAAAAAAAACAUAUCUAGUCGACAACGAGAACAUUCAUCACCGUCACCACCACCACCGCCACCACCUGUUCGUCGUCAUCAUCAUAAAAAGCAACAUAGUCCAACUCCAAAUAAGCAUCGAACAUCAUCACCAUCAUCACCAAAUCGAAAUAAUUUAGAUAAUGAAUCUAAUAUUCAAAAUGAACCAACACGUACUUUAUUAAUUGAAAAUCUUGAACGAAAUGUAACAGAAUCAAAAUUAGAAGGAAUCUUUGGUCGUUAUGGAACAAUUAAAAAAAUUGAUCUUAGAAAAUCAUCAUCCAAAGGUGUUUACGCAUCUAUUCAAUAUGAAAAUGUUGAUAUGGCAUAUGAAGCACGACGAGCUAUAGAUGGUCAAUCUAUUGGAAAAGCUAAUUGUAAAAUUAACUAUGGCAAAAUUGUACCAACUAAACAUCUUUGGGUUGGAAAUAUACCCGAGGAUAUACAACGACGUGAUCUGGAACAUGUAUUUUCACGUUAUGGACAAAUUAAAACAUUUGAUUAUUCAACAGGUGAUCCAACAGCUAUUAUUACUUAUAGAGAUAUUGAAGAUGCAAUUAAAGCACGUAAAAAACUUAAUGGUACAAUAAAAAUUGUGGAUGGUCGAGUAGUACGUAGUGAAUCUGAUACAUCACCAUCAUCACACCGUGGUUUUCGUAUUGAUUAUCUUGAUCGUCCAACAUCUCGACGUUUUGUUGUUGUUCGACCACACAAAAAAUCAUUAAAUAAACGUGAAUCACGUUCAUCAUCUCGUUCAAAAUCACGUAAUAGAUCACCUGCAUCAUCGACACAUGAUCGUACACGUUCUCCAUCAAAUGACGUUAAUAACGACGAACAAACUAAAGAUAAUUUAACUGAAAAUCUUAAAACUGAAACGCAUUCACGUUCACCAACACCAUCAUCAAUAUUAAAUACUAUAAAACAACGACGAUCAACAGAUCGUAGUGAAAGUUCACCAUUAACGAAUUUAGCUCCUAUUGCUGGACGAACAUUUUAUGGUUCAUUAGGUUCGUAUUUAUCUCCUGAUGAUACAGCAAAUGUAACUAAUCUCGAUGAAUUAAUGAUUCUUUGUGAACAAUUAAAUUUAUCAGCAACAAAAAGUAAUACUGCUUUAGCUACUGUUUAUCCUGUUCAAUUUAUACUUAAGUCGCAUGCUUAUGAUGCACGUAUGCAUUUUCUUGCUGGAAGUCCAUCAUUGGCUAGUAUUUUACUUGGUCAACCAGGUGAUUUAAUUGCAGCUAAAACUGAAUUAAAAAUUACCCAACGACUUCGUCUUGAUCAACAGAAACUUGAAGAUUUAGAACGAAAACUUCGUAGUAGUGUUACAAAUGCAUUAGCUAUAACAGAAAAUAGUACCCGUAAAAAUAUAAAUGGUCAUUCAUCAAAUAGUUCAACAUUAAUUAAUAAUCGAAAACAAUUAACACUUGCAAAUCAAACAAAAUUUGCUAUACUUAUUGCAACACCUAAAAUUAAUACUUCAAAUGAAUCAUUAAAUUCAAUUGAACAACAAAUGUCAAGUGGAAAAAUCAAAAAUGAAAUAACUUCACCAUCACAUUCGGAUGAAUAUGAUAAAAGAAAUCUUGAAAUAAAAAAAGAACAAAUGAAUAAUGAUGAUACUGAUAAUGAAGAUGAUUUAUCACUUUCUUGUUUGAUUUCUUAUUUAAUUGAAAAAGAAGCAGCUGGUGUUAUAUCAAUGCCAUUUCAUCCAACUUAUCAUAGUGAUUAUGAACAUUCAUCUAAACAAGAAACAGCUGUUAUACAUAUAUUUCCUCCGUGUCAAUUUAGUAAAAAAGUUUUAAAAAUAAUUUGUCCAUCAAUUCAUUUUUCAAAUAUAACAACAACAAUUAAUGAUGAACAUUUAAUGGUUGUUAUUGUACAUAAUGAUUGA